Messenger RNA from Cuscuta campestris, 4120 nucleotides. Lineage: Eukaryota; Viridiplantae; Streptophyta; Magnoliopsida; Solanales; Convolvulaceae. The record is from the annotation of a GenBank genome assembly.
GCGAUCAUAUGAGUCCCUCUUCCUUAACGUGCCAUCAUCCCUCCAGUCUGCUCGGCCUGAGAAUUUUGAUCGCCUCCGUGGAACCACCGAUUUCUCCGUUCUCUCGCCGGAUCCGGCCAGAUUCUAUGCUGCAUUGUUCAAUCGGCCUACUGCCCUACACCAUAAUUUCAGUGCGAGAUGUCGAUCCACGGACCACCUAGUGAAUCAUGGGACUGCAUGCUCCCGGGCCCACCAUCCCGCAGCAACGGCGGAGCAGCAGACCUGUCCACCACCGGCCUCCUCGCCUACGCAGCCGGCAGCUCAAUCUCCGUGGUCGAAACCCACUCCAUGCAGCUCAUCACCACCAUUCCUCUGUUCUCCUCCGCACCCUCCCCUGCUCUCGCUUCCUUCAUCACCGCCUUGCGGUGGUCCCCGCUCGGUCUUCCUCGGCAUCUGAUCUCCUCCGACACCACGAGCCACCACCUCACCAUAGCCGUUGGCGACCGCCAGGGACGGAUUUGUAUCCUCGAUUUUAGGUCUAAAUCGCCUCUUAUUUCAUUCGAAAUCAGCUCUACCCAAAACCUAGGGAUUCAGGACCUUUGCUGGGUCCAAACAGAACCCGAAUCGUGGAUUCUCGCUGCCAUAGCCGGACCUUCUCUCCUCUGUUUGUUCAACACUUGCACGGGCCGUUGCUUCUUCAAAUACUAUUCUUCCCCGGAGUACUUAUCCUGUCUUCGCCGCGAUCCCUUUGACUCUAGGCGUUUCUGUGCUAUUGGGCUUAAAGGUUUCUUGCUUUCUGUUAAAGCCCUUGGAGAUUCCCAUGAUGACAUUGCACUCAAAGAGUUGCAAAUCCGCACAGAUGCUUCAGAAUUGCAGAAACUAGAGAGGGAUUUAACUACUGGUUCCACGGGUGCUCCGGCAUUGGCGACAUUCCCAAAGUAUGUUGUGCGAUUUUCAUUUUCACCUCACUGGAAGCAUAUCCUCUUUGUGGCGUUUCCGAGGGAGCUGGUUGUGUUUGAUUUGCUUUAUGAAACGGAGCUAUACUCUACUGGGCUGCCAAGGGGUUGUGGCAAGUUACUGGAAGUGUUACCUGAUACCAAUAUUGAGGUUCUUUACUGUGUUCAUCUUGAUGGGAAGCUCAGUACUUGGCAGAGAAAGGAAGGAGAACAAGUAUAUGUGAUGGGUACUAUGGAAGAACUGAUACCCUCAAUUGGCACAUCUGUCCCGUCUCCCUCAGUUCUUGCAGUUGUUAUCUCUCACUCAUAUUCUACUCUUCAGAGUAUCAGCAAGCUAUAUUCAGAUGGACAUCAUUCACCUUAUCUUGAACCUGAUAAUCCUUUUGACUAUUUUGAUGAAUCUCCUGUAAUUUCAAAAAUACCUUUAGUCUCAUUAUCUGAUGAUGGGAAAGUAUGGAAAUGGCUCCUAACUGCUGAAGGAUUUGGAAAUGGAGAAAAGAAUGCGAACAAAUUCAACAUUGCAGUAGAUGUAUGUAAAGCACAGGGUAAUCUUCAGUUGGCUUUUCUGCCUUCCGAUGGGAGCUGUCUGUCAAAGGCUUCUAAAAAAGAUGAACUGUCAUUUAAGAUUAUGCUAGUCGGGCAGCUUCAUCUUCUUUCUUCAGCAGUGACUAUGCUUGCUGUUCCAUCUCCUUCACUAACCGCUACAUUGGCACGUGGGGGAAACUCUCCUGCUGUAGCAGUUCCAUUAGUUGCUUUGGGAACUCAAAGUGGUACCAUUGAUGUUAUAGACGUCUCCGUGAAUGCUGUUGCUGCUAGUUUCUAUGCCCAUAGCAGUGUUGUUAGGGGAUUGCGAUGGCUUGGUAAUUCUAGAUUGGUUUCAUUCUCGUUCACACAGGGAAAUGAAAAAACUGGGGGCUACAUCAAUAGGCUUGUUGUGACUUGUCUAAGGAGUGGACUCAACCGGUCAUUUCGAGUUUUACAGAAGCCAGAGAGAGCCCCUAUUAGAGCAUUAAGAUCUUCAUCUUCUGGGAGGUACCUUCUGAUCUUGUUUCGUGAUGCUCCAGUAGAAGUUUGGGCAAUGACAAAGAAUCCAAUUAUGCUGAGAUCUUUAGCUCUGCCUUUCACUGUACUAGAAUGGACUCUUCCCAUAAUUCCAGGUUCAUCAUCAAAAGAGUGUUUAACCAUGAUGUCAACGAAGACAUCUUCCACAGACACCUCUACGCCAAAUGCAUCUUAUAAUGAUCCUAGGACUGGAAUUGAUGGAUCACAGGAUGAGUUUUCUGAGAGCUUUGCUUUUGCGUUGGUAAAUGGGGCGCUUGGAGUUUUUGAGGUUCAUGGACGAAGAAUUCGAGACUUCAGGCCAAAGUGGCCUUCUUCCUCCUUUGUUACAUCUGAUGGACUGGUGACAGCUAUGGCCUAUCGUCUUCCUCAUGUGGUUAUGGGGGACAGGUCAGGGAAUAUACGAUGGUGGGAUGUAAAUACUGGCCAGUCAUCAUCAUUUAACACCCACAGAGAAGGGAUACGGAGAAUUAAGUUCACUCCAGUUGUUUCUGGAGAUUGUAGCAUGGGGUGCAUUGCAGUUCUAUUUACUGACAACACAUUUUCUAUAUUUGAUUUGGAUUCACCCGAUCCAUUAGCUAUUUCACUGUUACAACCUCAAUUUCCUGGAACUCUAGUUUUGGAGCUUGAUUGGUUACCUUUACGAAUAGAAAAAAGUGAUCCACUUGUAUUGUGCAUCGCUCGAGCUGAUGGUAGCUUUCACCUUGUUGAAGCUAACAUAAGUAAAAAAUUGGGACAUGGCAUCCAGACACAUACAUUUAAGGAGAAAUUCCGGCCAGUGCCUUUAUGCUCUCCCAUAUUGUUACCUACGUCACAUGCCCUUGCUUUACGUACAAUCUUACAGAUGGGUGUAAAGCCAUUGUGGUUCAAUAUUUAUACUACAACCAAAGGGCAUCGUGACACUCGUGGGACUCCCUCAUCAGCCAGUGAUCUUCGUCGUUAUAUGCUUGAUUCACCAUAUAUUGGUGACUCUGUGGUACCCGAAAUGCUCCUUAAAGUAUUAGAGCCUUACCGCGGGGAAGGCUGUAUAGUUGAUGAUGAAAGAGUAAGACUCUAUUCUGGGAUUGUCAAUAGAGGUUGUGCAUCGAGAUUUGCAUUUGCUGCUGCAGUUUUUGGUGAGCUAAUGGAAGCUAUUUUCUGGCUUCAAUUACCUCAAGCUCUUAAUUAUUGGAUGACCGAAUUGGUUAAAAAGUCUGUAGUGAAAGUUCCUCAAUCAGCAUCGACUUCAGAGGUUGAUGAUGCAUCUAUGUUGAAUAGAAUAUCUUCAAAGGGAAAAGUAGCUCCAGGUUCAGGGACACUGAGUAGCAAUCAACUUGGUUUGAUGGCCUUCAAACAAGAAGAGUUGUGGAAGCGUGCUAACGAGCGUAUCCCUUGGCAUGAGAAACUCGAAGGUGAAGAGGCUAUUCAAAACCGUGUACACGAACUUAUAUCUGUUGGCAAUUUAGAAGGAGCUGUUAGUUUGCUACUAUCAACACCUCCAGAGAGCUUUUAUUUCUAUGGAAAUGCAUUGCGCGCUGUUGCUCUUUCUUCUGCAGUUUCAACAUCUUUACUUGAGCUAGCAGUGAAGGUUGUGGCUGCAAAUAUGGUUAGGACAGAUAGAUCAUUAUCGGGCACACAUCUCCUUUGUGCUGUUGGGAGGUACCAAGAAGCAUGCUCUCAGCUACAAGAUGCUGGAUGCUGGACAGCUGCUGCAACAUUAGCUGCCACACAUUUAAAAGGAACUGAUUACGCACGGGUUUUGCAAAGGUGGGCCGAGAAUGUGUUACGCUCAGAACAUAACAUUUGGAGGGCAAUGAUCUUGUAUGUUGCAGCCGGGGCACUGCAAGAGGCACUGGCAGCACUGCGCGAGGCACAGCAGCCAGACACAGCCGCGAUGUUCGUUCUUGCUUGCAGGGAAAUACAUGCAGAGUUCCUUUCCAGCACAGAACUGGACGACGAAUCAAGGUCCUUGGUGAACGAUAAGCUCAUGAAUUUGGUGGGGGUACUGAACCCAGAGAAUGAAGAUGUUGUUGCAGUUGGUGAUUAUUAUGAGCAGUACCAAAGGCAAUUAGUCCAUAUGUGCAUGGACUCACACCCCUUUUACCACUAACAGAAACUACCUCACAAAAUGAAUCAUUGCUAUUAUA